GCGACUGUGCACCCCGGGCCGUCGGAGCUGCCCUGCGCGGUCGCCGGCGGGGGACUGCCGGACCGCACAGGGGCCUGCUCUCCCGCCGUCCACGAGGCAGUAGUUUGGAGGUUUCAGCUGAGUGAGAGCACGUCUUGAGGCUGGUGGCAGACGUGAUGUUCUGUCGGUGGCUCUCAGCUGUUCGAAGACAAAGAACCCACCCAGCAUGGCAAAAAUGGCCCUCAGCAAGAAGCGGCACGUCGGCUGCCCAGGCACACUCAGUCACCCUGCCUGCCCAGGCCCAGGUGGUCAUCUGUGGGGGUGGAAUCAUGGGGACAUCAGUGGCCUAUCACCUCUCCAAGAUGGGGUGGAAGGAUAUCAUCCUUCUGGAGCAGGGCAGGCUGGCUGCAGGCUCCACACGGUUCUGUGCUGGCAUCCUGAGUACUGCCAGGCACCUGACCAUUGAACAGAAGAUGGCGGACUAUUCCAACAAACUCUACCAACAGUUAGAACAAGAAACAGGGAUCCGGACAGGUUAUGUGAGGACAGGCUCAAUCUCUUUGGCCCAAACCCAGGACCGGCUGAUCUCCCUGAAGCGCAUCAAUUCAAGGCUGAAUGUCAUAGGCAUCCCUUCGGAGAUCAUCUCCCCUAAGACCGUGGCGGAGCUGCACCCUCUGCUCAACGUGCACGACCUGGUGGGCGCCCUGCACGUGCCUGAGGACGCGGUGCUGUCCUCUGCGGAUGUGGCUUUGGCCCUGGCAAGUGCCGCCUCCCAGAACGGUGUUCAGAUUUAUGAUCGGACAAGUGUUCUUCACGUUAUGGUCAAAAAAGGUCAAGUUACUGGUGUGGAAACGGAUAAAGGACAGAUCGAAUGCCAGUAUUUUGUCAACUGUGCUGGUCAGUGGGCCUACGAGCUGGGUCUGUCCAACGAGGAGCCGGUUAGCAUUCCGUUACACGCCUGCGAACACUUCUACCUACUGACGCGCCCCUGGGAGAGCCCUCUGCCAAGCAGCACGCCAACUGUUGUGGAUGCUGAUGGAAGAAUUUACAUUCGGAACUGGCAGGGUGGCAUCUUGUCUGGAGGCUUUGAGAAGAACCCCAAGCCGAUCUUCACUGAGGGCAAGAACCAGCUGGAGAUCCAGAACCUACAGGAAGACUGGGAUCACUUUGAGCCGCUGCUGAGUUCCCUCCUACGCAGGAUGCCCCGUCUGGAGACUCUGGAAAUCAUGAAGUUGGUGAACUGCCCUGAAACCUUCACCCCAGACAUGAGGUGCAUCAUGGGCGAGUCCCCAGUAGUGCAGGGCUACUUUGUCCUGGCAGGAAUGAACUCGGCUGGCCUCUCAUUCGGUGGAGGAGCUGGCAGGUAUCUUGCUGAAUGGAUGGUACAUGGUUAUCCCUCAGAAAAUGUCUGGGAAUUGGACUUGAAACGUUUUGGCGCUCUCCAGAGUAGCCGGACUUUUUUGCGCCACCGGGUCAUGGAAGUCAUGCCUCUGAUAUAUGAUCUCAAGGUCCCCCGCUGGGACUUCCAGACUGGGAGGCAGCUACGGACUUCUCCUCUCUAUGACCGGCUGGAUGCGCAGGGAGCCCGGUGGAUGGAGAAACACGGGUUUGAGAGGCCAAAAUACUUUGUUCCACCUGACAAGGACCUGCUUGCCUUGGAGCAGAGCAAGACGUUCUAUAAGCCAGACUGGUUUGACAUCGUGGAGUCUGAAGUCAAGUGUUGUAAGGAAGCUGUGUGUGUAAUUGACAUGUCAUCUUUCACCAAGUUUGAAAUAACAACCACCGGGGAUCAGGGAUUUGAAGUCCUGCAGUACCUCUUCUCCAAUGACCUGGACGUGCCGGUGGGCCACAUUGUGCACACUGGCAUGCUCAAUGAGGGUGGUGGCUAUGAAAAUGACUGCAGUAUCGCCCGCCUCACCAAACGCAGUUUCUUCAUGAUCUCUCCAACCGACCAGCAGGUCCACUGUUGGGCCUGGCUGAAGAAGCUCCUGCCCAAGGACAACAGCCUGAGUGUGGAGGACGUCACCUGGAAGUACACUGCCCUCAAUCUGAUCGGCCCUCGAGCUGUGGAUGUGCUGUCUGAGUUGUCCUAUGCCCCCAUGUCUCCAGACCACUUCCCAAGUCUCUUUUGCAAGGAGAUGAGCGUGGGCUACGCGAACGGGAUCCGGGUGAUGAGCAUGACGCACACAGGGGAGCCGGGCUUCAUGCUCUACAUCCCCAUAGAGUAUGCUCUGCAUGUAUACAAUGAAGUGAUGAGUGUUGGACAGAAGUAUGGGAUCCGGAAUGCUGGGUAUUAUGCUCUUCGCAGUCUCCGAAUUGAGAAGUUUUUUGCCUUUUGGGGUCAGGAUUUAAACACCCUCACCACACCUCUGGAAUGUGGACGUGAGUCCCGGGUGAAAUUAGAGAAGGGCAUGGAUUUCAUCGGCCGGGACGCUCUGCUGCAGCAGAAGCAGAACGGCGUGUACAAGCGCUUCACUAUGUUCAUCCUGGAUGAUCACGACACGGAUCUGGACCUGUGGCCUUGGUGGGGAGAGCCCAUUUAUCGGAACGGGCAGUAUGUGGGCCAGACCACCAGCAGUGCCUACAGCUACACCUUGGAGCGCCACGUCUGCCUGGGCUUUGUGCAUAAUUAUUCAGAGGACACUGGGGAGGAGCAGGUGGUGACGAGUGAUUUCAUCAACCGGGGAGAAUAUGAGAUCGACAUUGCAGGACACCGGUUCCAGGCCAAGGCCAAGCUCUACCCUGUGACCUCCCUCUUCACACACAAGCGGCGGAAGGAUGAUGUAGAGCUGAGUGACUUGCAUGGGAAGUAACACAGAAGGGUGGCCUCACCUCCCAGGGGAGUAUCACCCACCCCGCUUCACAUGCCCUUGGCUUCCCAACCUCAGCAUCAUUUUCAGCCUGACCUUUGAACCUUUUUGCUUUGCAUCUUCUUCACCCUGCCGCCUUAUCACUAUCAGGGCUCUUCCUUCUGCCCAUCUGCACGUGCAGGUGCCCGUGGAGGCAGGAGUCGGUCAGGAAGGCAGGCAGGACCGGGACAAGCUCCAGCUGUGGAAGUGGGUAAAGGCGACAAAAACCAAGCUGGUAUCACACAGGCCUCAUCCUGUGUUGCUUGGGCUAACUCCAGGUGGGCUGCAGUGUGUGCUGUAGCCUCAGGGAGCAGCUGUGCCUUCUAGCCAGGUGGACUGUCCCUGUCCCAUUGUGCUAUGGCCAGCACUUGAAACCUCGAGUCAGAGGACCAUCAUCUACCUCACUGAGGGAGAGCGGAGGGCAGCGCAGGGAUGCUGUCUGGUUUGCAGCAAAGCUAGCUGUCCACCUGGCCCCGUCUUCUCUCCAGGACAGUGAGCUGGGCCUUGGGCAAGGGCAGUCUGCCUGCAGUUUGUCUCAUUAAUCUCUGUAAUAAAAACUUGCUUUUUGUUUCUUA
Molecule: messenger RNA, 3403 nt
Organism: Ochotona princeps (American pika)
Lineage: Eukaryota; Metazoa; Chordata; Mammalia; Lagomorpha; Ochotonidae
Gene: PDPR
Product: pyruvate dehydrogenase phosphatase regulatory subunit
Exons: 18
Coding region: 156-2792 (878 amino acids)
Cellular component (GO): mitochondrial matrix; cytoplasm; mitochondrion
Molecular function (GO): protein binding; oxidoreductase activity
Source: RefSeq, a predicted model, not a curated record